Molecule: messenger RNA, 3086 nt
Organism: Mugil cephalus (flathead mullet)
Lineage: Eukaryota; Metazoa; Chordata; Actinopteri; Mugiliformes; Mugilidae
Gene: rela
Product: v-rel avian reticuloendotheliosis viral oncogene homolog A
Exons: 11
Coding region: 157-2076 (639 amino acids)
Biological process (GO): response to cytokine; inflammatory response; regulation of transcription by RNA polymerase II
Cellular component (GO): cytoplasm
Molecular function (GO): RNA polymerase II cis-regulatory region sequence-specific DNA binding; DNA-binding transcription factor activity, RNA polymerase II-specific
Source: RefSeq, a predicted model, not a curated record
CGAGCCGCGGCUCUGUCAAGAAGUUUCUCUGGAGUCCACGGUUGUGUGUGUUUUUUUUUUUUUUUUUUUUUUUUUUUUGUUAUUGUGCAAACCCUACAAAACAAACACAGUGCGGAGAACCAGCGGAGAAACGAGAGCCCGGACCCGGACACAGCCAUGGAUGGUGUGUAUGGAUGGAACCUGGCUCCACUCAACCCAGUGCAAGCAGGGACUCCCUUCAUAGAGAUUAUCGAGCAGCCGAAGCAGAGGGGCAUGAGGUUCAGGUACAAGUGUGAAGGACGUUCAGCCGGCAGCAUCCCUGGAGAGAAGAGCAACGACACCACUAAAACUCACCCAGCCAUCAAGGUGCACAACUACAGUGGUCCCCUGCGUGUCCGCAUCUCGUUGGUGACGAAGAACGCGCCGCACAAGCCCCACCCCCACGAACUGGUCGGCAAGGAUUGCAAACACGGCUAUUACGAGGCCGACCUGCAGGAGAGACGGAUACACAGUUUUCAGAACCUGGGCAUCCAGUGUGUGAAGAAGAAGGACGUGAAUGAGGCCAUCACUUGUAGACUGCAGACCAAUAAUAACCCCUUCAACAUUCCUGAUGCAAAGGUGUGGGAAGAGGAAUUUGACCUGAACUCAGUCCGGCUCUGCUUCCAGGCCUCCAUUACUCUGCCUAAUGGGGAGCUGUUUCCUCUGGAGCCCGUGGUAUCACAGCCCAUCUAUGACAACAGGGCCCCAAACACAGCAGAGCUGAAGAUCUGCAGAGUGAACCGCAACUCUGGAAGCUGCAAAGGGGGCGAUGAAAUCUUCCUGCUGUGUGACAAAGUGCAAAAAGAAGACAUCGAAGUGCGGUUCUUCCAGGACUCCUGGGAGGGUAAGGGCACAUUCUCCCAGGCGGAUGUGCACAGGCAAGUGGCCAUUGUGUUCCGCACGCCGCCCUACCGCGACACUAACCUCACCGAGCCCAUCAGAGUCAAGAUGCAGCUCCGGCGGCCCUCCGACCGUGAGGUCAGCGAGCCAAUGGACUUCCAAUACCUGCCAGCUGAACUAGAUGAAUACAGGCUGAGCGAGAAGAGAAAGCGUACAGGAGACAUGUUCCAGAGCAUGAAGCUGGGGCCCAUACUAUCAAGUGUGUCUGUUCAACAAGACAGGCGGCACAUAAGCCCAGCAAGGAGACCAGUGGCAUCCAAGCCUCCGUCAAUCAGCUCUCCAGCUGCACCUAUUCUGCCCCAUGGCGCCAGUGGGCAGAAACCCCAACCCACCUACUCCUACGGUCAGCCAGGCCAGCUCUUUUCAAGCCAUCCCAAGGUAGAGACCCCCUCUUCCAUCGCCGCUGCAACUACUAGCCAAUCAUGGAAGAUCAUGGAGAGUCUGAACCUUGGCCCCAAGCCCAAAUCCAACCCAGUGGCCUCCUUCACAAUGAGCCAGGGAGCUGCCCCUUCAUCUUCCUCCUCUUCCAACACCACCUCCGCAGCCAACCAGGACUACUCAACAGUCAGCCUGUCAGACCUGCAUGAAUUCUUCCCCAACAUCUCCUCGGCCAUGGCCCAGGAGUCGGCGGCCGCUUCUUCUCAAAGAAACUCGGCGCCCUCCCAGGCCAGCAGCUCCUUCCCCCUCCAGAACUCCCAGUUCAGAGUGGAUCCACCAAUCGAAGAGGAUAUCCUAGAGUUCCCUAGCUUUUCUGAUGCCCAGGUCCCAGUCACCCUGGAAAGCCUAAACAUGGACGACCUCGAGGAACUUCUCAACCACCGGCUCAUGAGCGAGGCCGGCAACGACGCCUCAAUGUUGGCUCAAACUUCAUCCCCACAAGUCGCCCCAUCCAGCACCUCUACCGCAGCCCAGAACAGUGCACCGCCCCAGAACCAGGCCGACCCUGCCAGCAACCCAGCAAGCACCUGGAUGAAUUACCCCAACAGCAUCACCAGCCUGCUCCAGUCCGAGGGCAUGAUUGACAUUGCGCCCAACAACAACCACAGGCCUGCAAUGCUGGACGAGUUUGACGAGUUGAUGUCCGCCGAUGAGGAUCGUCUCAUUUCCAUACUCAACAGUGGAAGCCAAGUUGGGUUUGUGUCAGGACACCAGACUUAAAGGUUGUCCCUACGAUUUUUUUUUUUUUUUUUGGAUCUCCACUUGUAUCUCCCCAUUUAGCCUUCUGAACUUGAGCUCCCUUGUUAUUACUGACAAAAAUGGAAAGUGGACAUGAAGAGCUGGAGGAUACAGAAUGUAGCAAACCUCCUCACUGUGGUGAACAUACUUACUGGAAAAAAAAAAAGCGUGCAAAGUUUGGUGUUCAGUGAAUGGGUCUCGUCCCGUGUCGUAUCCAGUUUUUCCAACAAAUGAUGCAAAACAUAUUCAAAUUUCAUCCCACUCGUUCAGCCCGUUUGUAGCGUCAGUCGCUAGCUUUUUUAUUCAAGGUGGACUUAAUGUUGGAAGCCGAUGGUUUAAAAAUAUAUUUACAUGUUUAGAUGCUUCGGGGCAUCUAUUGAGUUUGGUUUUGGUGGAACGUGUCAAGCUUUGUCUUUUUGUGCUGUCAUUAUACCCAUUUUUGGUAGCUAUGGUCACAGACGUGUUUAAAUGUGAUCCACCUUUUGACUUUAAUCGAAGGACCUCGUAUUUCUCAAGACUAUGCGAGUAAGGUCCACCGUUCUUUAAAUAUACCUAUAUUAUCCCUUUGGAAUAUAAAUAUGUGUUUGUAUGCAUUUGAAAUGUUUUUUGAAGGUUGGCAAUAACUGCGUGCGAAGAACCAAAUGAAGGGUUACGUGUAAAUAACUAUCAAACAAGCAACAUUAAUACGGAUUAUAAAAGAGUUAUAUUUGUUUUUGUCUAGUGACGGCGUAAUUUCCUUUCCUCUCUAAUCAGUUUGUCUAGUUUAUUCUCAUAUUAUGAAUAAUGGCUGCAGUCUAACUACGGUUUCGUGAGUGAUUGUCAUCUCAUUAUACGCUGUAGUACAAGAUGCUUUGAGAUUUUUUUAUGAUGUAAGCAAACUUCUGUUUCUCUUCUUGUUUUUUUAGUAUGAUUAUGCAUUUAUUGCUGUCAUGAAUAACUAACUGUCGAUAUUCAGAACACUUUUCUUGACAAUAAAAACGACACCAUUUACA